CCGGGCUUGAUGCGAGUGAUCGAUGUGGAGGCAGUCCGCCAGCCUGCGACAGAAAAACAAGCGAGGAUAGGUCGAGCAGUACAUGGUCAGCCCAUGUUUUAAAAAAAGAAAGAAUAUUUGUGAAACCGGAGGAUAUAGGAGGAUUUAAUGGUGGUUUGUGUGGCUUUUACGCGCGGUUAGUCACUUGUAGUUUGGGUGCGGGGGGGUCUUUAUUGUGGAGAGUGUCGCUGUUGCCCAUUCUCACUGGAGUGAACACUAAGGAGGACUCCAUGAAAGAUGACAGAGGAGGUGAUUGUUGUAGCCAAGUGGGACUACACGGCCCAGCAGGACCAGGAACUUGACAUCCGUAAAAACGAGCGUCUCUUCCUCCUGGAUGACUCAAAGACCUGGUGGCGCGUCCGCAACGCCUCAAACCAAACGGGGUACGUGCCGUCGAACUACGUCGAGCGCAAGAACAGCCUGAAGAAAGGCUCGCUGGUGAAGAACAUCAAAGACACACUGGGUUUGGGAAAAACUAAGAGAAAGACAAGCGCGCGUGAUGCUUCCCCAACGCCAAGCUCAGACACAGAGUAUCCCUCUAACGGCAGCGGGGGCGGAGGUGGAGGCGCCGCUGAAAGAAUCUAUGACCUCAACAUCCCCGCUGUGGUCAAGUUUGCCUACUCACCUGAGAGAGAUGACGAGCUGACCCUGGUCAAGGGCUCCAGGGUCAUCGUGAUGGAGAAGUGCAGCGAUGGCUGGUGGCGGGGCAGUCAGGCGGGCCGCGUGGGCUGGUUUCCUUCCAAUUACGUCCAGGAGGAGCUCGGAGGCGCGGGUGACAGAGGGGAGGGAGAUUCCUCACGAGCCUACCACGGAGGCUCCCAAGGAACUUUGCUGGCCAACGGGCGUGCAGGAGGCCGCGUCGAAGUGCUCCACUUGGUUCAGACACUCUACCCCUUCAGCUCUGUGACCGAGGAAGAGCUGAACUUUGAGAAGGGAGAGGUCAUGGAGGUGGUGGAGAAGCCUGAGAACGACCCGGAGUGGUGGAGGUGUAAGAACUCGCGUGGCAUGGUGGGCCUGGUACCUAAAAACUAUGUGACGGUGCUGGACGAGCUGCCAGAUCUUCCUUCCUCUACGUCAAGCUCGCCGCAGAAUCGCUUUGUGGCACCGGCACGCUCGGGGAAGUUCGUCGGGAGGGACUGGUACUACGGCAACGUCACCAGACACCAGGCCGAGUGUAUACUCAACGAGAGGGGAGAGGAGGGCGACUUCCUCGUACGAGACAGCGAGUCAUCGCCCAAUGAUUUCUCUGUGUCUCUGAAGGCGGCCGGUAAGAAUAAGCACUUUAAGGUGCAGCAGUCAGACGGAGUGUUCUGUAUCGGCCAGCGCAGGUUCAACUCCAUGGAUGAACUAGUGGAGCACUACAAGAAAGCCCCCAUCUUCACCAGCGAACAUGGAGAGAAGCUGUACCUGGUCAAAGCGCUGCUGUGAUUCACACAUCCUCACACCUACACUGGAUCUCUCUCUCUCUUACUCACACUCACA
This is a messenger RNA of Morone saxatilis (striped sea-bass), 1521 nucleotides long. Its product is annotated as cytoplasmic protein NCK2-like. The record is from RefSeq and is a predicted model, not a curated record. NCBI's taxonomy places the organism in Eukaryota, Metazoa, Chordata, Actinopteri, Moronidae. The coding region runs from base 277 to 1467 and encodes 396 amino acids. Gene Ontology annotation, biological process: negative regulation of PERK-mediated unfolded protein response; positive regulation of translation in response to endoplasmic reticulum stress; positive regulation of endoplasmic reticulum stress-induced intrinsic apoptotic signaling pathway. Gene Ontology annotation, molecular function: protein binding. The transcript has 4 exons.